Molecule: messenger RNA, 1821 nt
Organism: Oncorhynchus tshawytscha (Chinook salmon)
Lineage: Eukaryota; Metazoa; Chordata; Actinopteri; Salmoniformes; Salmonidae
Product: protein phosphatase methylesterase 1-like
Exons: 14
Coding region: 218-1354 (378 amino acids)
Biological process (GO): protein demethylation
Molecular function (GO): protein methylesterase activity
Source: RefSeq, a predicted model, not a curated record
ACAUAUCCCAGAGUGCAAUGUGGCAAAUGGGUUGUGGGAGAGGAUUGGUUGUGUCGUGAAAUGAGAACAAUAUUAGCUGCAUUUGCAGAUUUCUUUUCAAUUUGUUGCUGCGAAAAAGCUACCCGGUAUUGGAAGAAAAAUCGUAGCGUAUGGUUGGUUAGAAGGAGGGGCAAGAUUUGGUAGUUGACUGAACGGCCUUGGCCCCGCGUUCGACUGAAUGGAGAAACAGCUGCAUUUGAAUUUGUUAGCCUCCAGACCUCCCGUGCCAGGAGGUUUGCAGUCUGGGUCUAAAAUGAGAAUGGGACCUGGACGGAAGAGAGAUUUCUCCCCUCUGUCCUGGAGUCAAUACUUUGAAACGAUGGAAGAUGUUGAAGUGGAAAACGAUAACGGCAAAGAUACGUUCAGAAUCUAUAGCAGUGGCCAGCAUGGUCCUGUGCUUCUACUGCUCCAUGGAGGAGGCCACUCUGCUCUCUCCUGGGCUGUGUUCACUGAGGUGAUAUACAACAGAAUUAACUGCAGGGUGGUGGCUAUGGACCUCAGGGCCCAUGGUGACACCAAAGUAAAGAAUUCUGAUGAUCUUUCAGCAGAAACAAUGGCCAAGGACAUUGGCAAAGUGGUUGAGGCACUCUAUGGAGAAAACCCGCCUCCGAUCAUGAUGAUUGGACACAGCAUGGGUGGAGCUAUAGCAGUUCAUACCGCUGCAGCCAACCACGUGCCGUCGUUACUUGGCCUUUGUGUCAUUGACGUCGUGGAAGGCACUGCAAUGGAUGCCUUGAACAGUAUGCAGAAUUUCCUCAGGAGUCGACCAAAGACCUUUAAGUCUGUGGAGAAUGCCAUUGAGUGGAGUGUGAAGAGUGGACAGAUCCGAAACGUUGAGUCAGCCCGGGUGUCCAUGGGAGGCCAGGUGAAAAAAUGUGAGGAACCCCUUAACAGUCCAGGUGUCUCCAAAAGCAUCGGUGAAGUCAUCAUUGAAGAGGAGGAGGAGGAGGAGGAGGAGGAAGGAGAAUCCAAUCACAAGAGAAAGAAGGAGGACGACCAAGAGGUGAAGAAGGAGAGCCUCUAUACCUGGCAGAUUGAUCUGUCAAAGACAGAGAAGUACUGGGAGGGCUGGUUCAGUGGACUGUCUGCCCUCUUCCUCUCCUGCCCUGUGCCAAAACUGCUCCUGCUCGCUGGUGUGGACAGGCUUGAUAAAGAUCUCACAAUUGGACAGAUGCAAGGGAAGUUCCAGAUGCAGGUGCUCCCUCAGUGUGGCCAUGCUGUCCAUGAGGACGCCCCUGAAAAAGUAGCAGACGCUCUGGCCUCGUUCAUGGUCCGUCACAAGUUCACUGAACUCAAGGAGGGUUUCCUGUGCUAAUGGGAAUGGGAUCCAAAUAAAUAGUAAACUACAUAGAAAAGUCCCAGUUUUGCCCUGGACCCAAACAGCACUUAUGGAGGAGUUGCCUGGAGCAUCAUGGACACCAUCUUCUGCAAAUUACUCCCAACUGGAAGAAAAUAGGUCGGGAUAAAUUAAAUAAACUUGAGCACUGUACAACUGCAAAAUUCUCAGCACUUUGGUUCUUAAAUUUAAAUAAUCUUUUGAAAAUUAGGUAUUACUUUGCGAAAUGUACAUGUAGAUCUUUUGCCAAUAUGACUUUGCCUUUUUGUUUUUUAAUAAUGCAGGGAUUUGGUUUCACCCAUCCCACUCAACCUUUUUUUUUUUUUUUUUUUCCUGUGAUGGCUUGCAUGUUUCUUGUUCAAUUUUGGGUAACUCCAUGUUGUGCUAUGUGUUUAAUAACAUUGUUGGAUUUUAAGAAUGAUGAUUAAAAAUGCAUUAGGACAAUU